This is a messenger RNA of Haliotis rufescens (red abalone), 1499 nucleotides long. RefSeq lists its product as uncharacterized. The transcript has 3 exons. Gene Ontology annotation, cellular component: membrane. Gene Ontology annotation, biological process: carbohydrate biosynthetic process. The record is from RefSeq and is a predicted model, not a curated record. The coding region runs from base 16 to 1347 and encodes 443 amino acids. Lineage: Eukaryota; Metazoa; Mollusca; Gastropoda; Lepetellida; Haliotidae. Gene Ontology annotation, molecular function: sulfotransferase activity.
CACAGUACCAGCAGCAUGAUGACGAAGGUGGGCAGUCGAUGCUGCAGUCCGGUCUCCCUCGCUGUGGUCGUAAUGCUCGUGCUAGCAAGUUAUAUAACUUUCUCUCGCAGAAUGGAACCGGCAGGAGACGCGACUCAUGCACGAGUAGAAAUUCGAGGCAAUAUUACGGAUAAAGCCGACAUCUACCGAGAAGCUAUUCACCAGGUCCAUCAAAGGGUGAAGGACAAAGGGGAUGACUUGGUCGGGUUUGAUGAUGGAGAACUUAAGCGGAGGGCGACACACGUAAAAGACGUCUGUUCCAUGGUGAACAGUCCAAAUAUAUCAUUGGAUCAUGUGUCAUAUUACAAACAUCUGGACCUACUAUACUGCCAUGUACCAAAGGCUGCCACGAAGUUUUGGUUCCGAGCCUUGCACAUACUGGAAACCGGUCAACACAAAUCUCCAUUUGAGAUUGUACACGGCCCAAAGAGACUACUUACAGAACAGGACUAUGGAACGAAUGAAGACAUGAGAUCUAUAAUACAAUCAGCUUUUAAGAUAGUAUUUGCACGUGACCCCUAUCAGAGAAUUUUUUCAGCAUAUGUUGAUAAAUUCCUCAGUCCUAAUGCUAUGUUUUGGUCAUUUGGAAAAAAAAUCAUAAAGAGUGUUCGCAUCACCCAACCUAACACGACCCUCGGUUGUGGGGAAGAUGUGAAAUUCAGCGAAUUGAUAAGAUAUUUGACAGGAGUAAACCCAAAGUCAUAUGAUCGUCAUUUCCGACCCGUCUCGUUACAAUGUGACGUAUGCAACAUACAAUAUGACGUUAUUGGAAAAGUGGAAACAUUCGAGCACGACGCCAAGUUUAUUUUCAACCAGACUCAUGCAUCUGAGAGAGGCAUGAUAAUCAAGGAUUUCAAAGAAGAGAAUAAUAUCAAGUACAUCGUUUUCAAGGUGCAGAAAGCUUUCGGUUUCAAAAAGAGAACUUUGAAGUGCAUAAGUGACCACAUGGUACAUCGGCGUGUAUGGCGAGCCCUUCAGAUAUCAGGGUUGAUUAAUAAGUAUGAUGACUACCCAUUAAGUCCCGACGAGAGCAGUAAAGCAAAUAAGACAGCGAUAAUGAACUUGAUGUUACGUGCGUAUGAGCGAUCAUCGCCUGAGGCCAAAUUGAACAAACGGGAAGCUCUGCUCCAAGCUUACAGUCAGGUUCCUUUAGUGGGCCUUGAACAACUGCGGUUGAAAUACCUGAAUGAUCUCAUGUUGUUUGGUUAUGAGGAGAGGCCAUCCUACUUAUUCGACAAGGCAGAAACACACAGCCGAGAAAGUCAGGACAGUUUCGACUACUUUGACAUCUUGAAGUUGAAAGUGUAGACAAGUUUCAUGGCUAACAAGGCACUUUGAAACAAUCACACUUCUGCCAGUGUCGAUUUCCAAAUUGAAACAUGUUAACCCAGAUAUCUGUACAUAAAAGGAUCUAGUGUGAAACCAACAAAAAUAGUUUACAAUUAACAAUUGUAUUACAA